AUGGCAACCGGGGUGGAUGCCAAGCUCCUCAAGAGCACCAAAUUCCCUCCAGAGUUCAGCCAGAAGGUUGACAUGACCAAGGUCAACCUGCAGGUCGUGAAGAAAUGGAUAGCGGGCAAGAUUUCGGAGAUUUUGGGCAGUGAGGAUGAUGUGGUCAUUGAGCUCUGCUUCAAUCUCAUCGAGGGGUCUCGAUACCCCGACAUCAAGUCUCUUCAGAUCCAGCUGACCGGAUUUCUCGAUAAAGACACGGCGCCUUUCUGCAAGGAACUAUCGAGGCCGACAAAGCUGCCGAAGAAGCCCGCAAGAGACGAGAGGAGCUUGAAGCCCGCCGUGGCCGAGGGGGUGGUCGCGUCGACAGCUACCGUGGUGGCCGAGGCGACAGAGACACAUACCGUGGUGGCGGGCGAGGCUUCGGGCGUGGUCGUAGUCCCUCAAGGUCACCGCCGCCGUCCCGGCGAGGAGCCCGCGAUAAUUACCGCGGACCCACCCGUGGGCGCGAUUCAUACGUGCCUGGCGAUCGACGCCCUCCACGGCGACGGUCCUCCUCGAAGGACUCUCCACCGCCUCGUUCCCGGUCCCGCUCAUCCAGCCCGUCCGGCAGUCGACGCCCGAGAAGACGCAACUCCUCUUCGCCAGACCGCGAUAUACGCAAGAGGUCGCGGUCUCCGUUGCCCCGAGAGAACAACUACCGCCCUCGCAGACGGUCGCCUUCCUCUGACAGGAACUCACCUGCGCCCAAGCGCCGGCGUUACUCUUCGUCUCGAAGUCGCUCACCUAUUAGGCGGAGGCGUGGCAGAUCACUCUCGUCGUCUGGCUCGGACAGGCGGUCUCUGUCACGUUCACGAAGCCCAGCACGCAGGAGACGUCACAGAGACAGUCGGAGCCGGAGCGGUUCCCCUGGCGGUGCUCGUCGAGUCCGGGGUCGAGGAAGACGCGAGCUAA
Messenger RNA from Diaporthe citri, 942 nucleotides. RefSeq lists its product as uncharacterized. The coding region runs from base 1 to 942 and encodes 313 amino acids. Gene Ontology annotation, biological process: regulation of mRNA splicing, via spliceosome; mRNA processing. The record is from RefSeq and is a predicted model, not a curated record. NCBI's taxonomy places the organism in Eukaryota, Fungi, Ascomycota, Sordariomycetes, Diaporthales, Diaporthaceae. The transcript is spliced from 4 exons. Gene Ontology annotation, molecular function: RNA binding. Gene Ontology annotation, cellular component: spliceosomal complex.